CUUCUCCUAAAAAUGAAUCAACCAAAGAAUGUAAUGACAUUAAAUCUGAUGAAACUGAUAAAAGUAAAGUUUAUAACGGUUCUGAUGAUGUAAAAAUUGAAGAUCCUAAGCUUUCUAAUGAACAACAUUCACUAAUAGUAGAAAAUGGAACAAGUGACUCUAAUGAAGAGGUAAAACACGAUGUAAGUGUGGAGUCAAAUGCAAAAGAAAUAAUAGAUACUGAUGAUACAAAUGAAGUUAAAGAAAAUGAAACCAAACAAUGUAAUUUAAAUGAUAGCUAUCUUGCAAUAGAUGUAGGUUUAGAACAUAAACCAGUGCGCAUUGAUGAUAGUGUCAUAUUAGAGCAGACAUCUAAGAAAGAUAUUCGUCAAAAAGUUUGGGCAUUUAUGGAAGAACACUCUCUUGUUAUAUUUCCAAAGCCUUGCUUUAACCGUAUACCAAAUUUCAAAGGAUGUAAUAACGUUUCACUAUUAUUAGAAAAGUUAGAAGAAUUUAAAAAAUCAAAAACAGUCCAAGUCACUCCUGAUAAAGCUCAAGAAACUGCUCGUUUCCUGACACUAAAUUGGGGUAAGAGAUUAUUAGUCCCCUUGCUUCGUUUGAAGGAAGGACUCUUGCAAAAUGUGUCKGUGCCAUUUGCUGAACCAUCAGUAAAAAUGUUGAGAUCAGCUAGUACUCAAAAAGGACUUCGUAAAUGGGGAAAUAAAUUAAUAACUUUGGAUCAAAACAAUGACAUUCAUAUAGACAUGAUUAUUCUGGGAUCUGUUGCUGUUGAUAAAAAAGGUCGCAGAAUUGGUAUUGGAGAUGGAUUUUGUGAUUUAGAAUUUGUCAUCUUAAGUUCUAUGAAUAUGGUGACUGAUAAAACUGUAGUAGUUACUAUUGUACAUGAURUACAGGUAUGUGAUAUUUAUUAUUUAAUUAGCAUUAGCAGUAUUGCGUAG
Diuraphis noxia (Russian wheat aphid) is the source of this 938-nucleotide messenger RNA. RefSeq names its product methenyltetrahydrofolate synthase domain-containing protein lost (gene lost). Lineage: Eukaryota; Metazoa; Arthropoda; Insecta; Hemiptera; Aphididae. Gene Ontology annotation, cellular component: cytoplasm. The record is from RefSeq and is a predicted model, not a curated record.